AUGCCCUUCAAGAACGAAAGCUCUAUCGAGAUCGCGGCACCGCCUGCGAAGGUGCGGGAAAUUCUCCUGAACUUCUCGGCAUACCCAGAAUGGCACACCGAUUUCAUCAAAGGGAUCGAAAUCCAAGAAAAGGAUAAGACCGCUCAAAUGCUUACCGAUGGCGACAAGGUCGAAGUCAACAUUGAGAACUUCAAAUUUAUUGCCGAAAUCAAGGUAGGGGAACUCAAUUUCCAUCCCAGGCGAAGCGCUGAUCACAAUGUCCAGUCCAACACUGAAGACUUGUUCUCGUGGCAGGGCCCACCCGUCUUCACCAUCGCCGGUCUUCAUAAAUUCCACAUCGAGCCUAUCAAGGAUGGAACGGCCACUAUCUUCACGCAAUCGGAGGAACUGAAGGGUCUAAUGGCCUGGAUGAUGAGUCCAUCACUGCUGGGCAAGAAGAUGAAGACUCACUUUGACGAGUUCCACCGCGACCUCAAGGCUCGCGCCGAAGCUUCUUAG
This is a messenger RNA of Penicillium maclennaniae, 498 nucleotides long. RefSeq names its product SRPBCC domain-containing protein. The transcript has 2 exons. The record is from RefSeq and is a predicted model, not a curated record. Bases 1 to 498 code for a protein of 165 amino acids. Lineage: Eukaryota; Fungi; Ascomycota; Eurotiomycetes; Eurotiales; Aspergillaceae.